This is a messenger RNA of Salvelinus namaycush (lake trout), 1645 nucleotides long. RefSeq names its product D-aspartate oxidase-like. The coding region runs from base 208 to 1227 and encodes 339 amino acids. Gene Ontology annotation, molecular function: D-amino-acid oxidase activity; FAD binding. Lineage: Eukaryota; Metazoa; Chordata; Actinopteri; Salmoniformes; Salmonidae. The transcript is spliced from 7 exons. The record is from RefSeq and is a predicted model, not a curated record.
UGGCAUGCGGACGCUUGGGUUAAUCUUUGUCCAACAAGUGUACGCACACGAACAGCAGUGCUGGUGCGUACACAGAAUAUUGGACCGUUGGCUUUUAUACUUGUCGAAUUCUCAGCGCAGCUCAAGCAAUUUCUCCAACUGUCAACACAGAGGACGUGUACCUGAGACGCGUUGGCUGGGAAUUGUGGGAAGCAGAAUCAUCCUGUGAUGAAGAGUAUGACAGUCGUGGUGGUGGGUGGAGGUGUGGUUGGCUUCUCCACAGCUGUGUGCAUCGCUGAGGCCCUCCCCUACUGCUCUGUGACCCUCAUAGCUGACAGGUUUACCCCAGACACCACCAGCGACGUGGCAGCUGGGAUCCUGAUUUGCUCACCGUUCCCAGAUAUCCCUCUGGAACAGCAGCAGAGGUGGUUCAAGGAGACGAUUGAUCACCUGCUGGCUAUUGCCCAAUCAGAACAGGCAUCAGAGGCUGGGGUGUUGCUCAGCUCAGGAUGGCAAAUAUACAAGGAGCUCCCUGCGGAUAAGGUGCCAUUCUGGUCUGCAUUUGUGCUGGGUUUCCGAAUCAUGACAGACCGUGAACUGAAACGGUUUCCCGAUCACAAGUUUGGCCAGGCGUUCACCACAGUGAAAUGUGAAUGUUCCAACUACCUGCGAUGGAUGGAGAAGAGGUUUAGAAAAGCAGGAGGCCAGGUUGUGAAGCAGAAAGUAAACGACCUCCAGGAACUAAGCAGCCAGGGCUACGACGUCAUCGUCAACUGCUCCGGUCUGGGCGCCAAGUCUCUAGUAGGGGACUCUGAGGUCUACCCUGUCAGGGGGCAGAUCCUCAAAGUCCAGGCCCCGUGGCUCCAACACUUCAUCCGGGAUGGGGAAGGGCAGUCCUAUAUCUACCCAGGGAUGCACAGCGUGACAGUGGGCGGCACCAGGCAGGUGGACGACUGGCGCCUGGAGGUGGACCCAGAGGACAGCCAGGACAUCCUGGAGCGCUGUAGCAGCCUGGAGCCAUCCCUAAGCCGGGCCAGGGUCCUGGGGGUAUCUGUGGGGCUGAGACCCAGUAGGAAGAACGUCCGGGUGGAGAGAGAGAUGGUCCUCCUGGGGAGCCGACAGGUACCGGUGGUACAUAACUACGGCCAUGGGGGCUGGGGGGUCACUCUGAGCUGGGGCACGGCCCUGGAAGCACUGGGGCUGGUCAGGAAGUGUCUCCAUGAGAUGCGCCCCAGGGCCAGGCUGUGAACACUACGCAGAUACUCUGCCAUAGAAAUCGUUUCUAAAUAACUGUAUGAUAUAAUUACUUGAUCUGCACCAAUUAGUGAUACCUGCUGCCAUUGCACAUUAAUGAAAUGAAAGCGAUACGAUUUUGCUUACUUGAUGAAUGAAAUCUCCACAGUGAAAAGUUAUUUGAAUUAUGUCAUCUGAAUAUUAUGGAAGCUACCCAGAUGAAUGACAUUGAAUUAAUAGACUUUGCCGUUUAGAAGUGGCAAAACCCCUCAGAGAAGGAUAUUUCAGACAAGCAAUUGAUAAUGGCUGAGGUAGAAUAGUUAAAGGUACAGGGACUUGACAUUUCACUAAGUGAUAGUAAAUAUUGUCUUAUGUUCAGAUGUCUGAUUUAAUCAAUUCUAACUUUCCAUAAAAAUAAAAAUCAAAGACCUUG